Molecule: messenger RNA, 1860 nt
Organism: Candidula unifasciata
Lineage: Eukaryota; Metazoa; Mollusca; Gastropoda; Stylommatophora; Geomitridae
Source: the annotation of a GenBank genome assembly
AUGCAAGAUGCUGCGCUGUUUGAAAGAUCUUCACCGAAUUUACUGGCGUCAAGCCAGUUAUCGGUCAAUGCUAAUGGCAACAACAGCAAAUCCAGCGAAAACAUUUCAGUAUCUCCUAAAAUAGAACAACUGGAUGAAAGCGAUGGGUCAGAGCGGUUGAAAAAUACCAACAUGAAUGCAAGUGUUCAGAAGAUUGCAAGUGAGACAACGCAGGGAUCAGAAGGACAAACGUCCUCACAUUCAUCAGCACCUUUGAUGUGGUCUGGUGCUACUUCAAUACCAGUUACCCAUUUGCCAGAAGAAACGUAUAUUCACGGGGUAACGCCUCUAAAUAAUGGCGGAAUUACAUUUCAGCAAUUUUCAACCAUAAAUUCAGGAUUGUAUCACUCUGGUGUUGCACCAAACGCAGUAUUGUCCCAGCACAACCGCAGAGCAAUAACAGGUCACAGUACUGUGAAUAAUUUCCCAAGACAGCAAACCACACUUAUGGUAAAUACAUGCAGCAAUCCAAAAAUGUUGCCCAACUGGAGUAACUCCCAGCAAGCUUCUUGGUCUCCUCAUCAACCUCAGGCAUCAUUGUAUCCGCCUUGGAAUGUUCAACAACGUAGAUCAGUGCCAAAUAUGAAUGCUUUAGCAGCAGCAGCAGCCGCUGCAGCAGCAGCAACUGUGAAAAAGCCAGCCAUGCAGCAGCAGCAGAUUCAACAGCCAUCUUUUUUGUCACCUUCAAAAUUCAGGAGAAGUACUUCAUUUCCAGGGCAUAUUCAAGCUUCUCUUGGAGUAAAAAAUCCUUACGACUUCACAGCUUUUGAUGACGUUGUGAAUUAUCAGAAUACUUCUAGCCAUUAUGACUCAAUGAAGUUUCCUUGUUUGGAAAACCAGCUACUUGACAUAAUGAAAAAUUCACCCCUGGAAGUUGAGGGAGUACAGAUGCAUGGUGACAAUUUGAAAGUUUCAGGAAAAAUGCCAUAUGUCAUUGAAGAUUCAGUAAUUGAUGAUGGUUCCCUUGACCAUACUGUGUCCAGUCUGGCAGUAACGUCUCAGUCAUCUAGUUCUCAAGGAAUAGACCGCAUUGAGCGGUUCUCUAGAAAAGUCUUUGUUGGGGGUUUACCUCCUGAUAUAGAUGAGGAGGAAAUAACCACAGCUUUUAGAAGAUUUGGUGCUCUUGUUGUUGACUGGCCCCACAAAGCAGAAUCGAAAUCAUAUUUCCCCCCAAAAGGUUAUUGCUUCCUGAUUUUCCAAGAUGAGCUUUCAGUUCAGAGUUUGAUUGAAUCCUGUCUGAUGGAUGAUGACAAGCUAUAUUGGUGUGUGUCUAGUCCCACCAUGAAGGACAAGCCAGUUCAGAUUCGUCCAUGGAGCUUAAGUGAUUCUGAUUUUGUGAUGGAUGGUUCUCAACCACUCGAUCCAAGAAAAACCAUCUUUGUUGGAGGUGUUCCCAGACCCUUAAGAGCAGUUGAACUAGCAAUGAUCAUGGAUCGUCUGUAUGGAGGUGUUUGUUACGCUGGCAUAGACACAGACCCUGAGCUGAAAUAUCCUAAAGGUGCUGGGAGAGUUGCAUUUUCUAACCAGCAGAGUUAUAUAGCUGCCAUCAGUGCACGAUUUGUGCAACUUCAGCAUGGAGACAUUGACAAAAGAGUUGAGGUUAAACCUUAUGUUCUGGAUGAUCAGAUGUGUGAUGAAUGUCAUGGAGCUCGCUGUGCUGGCAAGUUUGCACCAUUCUUUUGUGCCAAUGUGACCUGUCUGCAGUAUUACUGUGAGUACUGCUGGGCACAGAUCCAUUCUCGCCCAGGCAGAGAAUAUCAUAAGCCACUGGUGAAGGAAGGGGCUGAUCGGCCCCGUGCUGUUCCCUUCCGGUGGUGCUGA